AUGGACCAUUUCCUGCUGGUCCUCCUGGGGCUCACAUCCCUGCCACUUGUACUGGCAGCCUCCAAACCCGACUGCUCAAAUCCUAUCGAAAUCCGCUCUCAAGCAGAUGCCACUUCCCUCUCAUCUUGCGACACCAUCUCCGGCACUCUAACCAUCUCCCCCGCCGCUUCGGGCUCCAUCACCCUCUCCAACGUCGAGAAUCUCCGCUCCGGCCUCACUAUCGACAAUACAGACCGGCUUGACUCAUUUAUCGCCCCAGACCUGGAAACUGUGACCGGUCUGCUUAGCGUUCGCAACAAUAAGGCCCUCGUCUCGCUGCAGCUCGGGAGUCUGGGGACUGUCGAUGGUGAAGUCCGUAUUCGCGCCAAUCCGCAUCUCACCAACCUGCGCUUCAAUGAACUGGACCAGGUCGCGGGGGGGUUAUAUCUUGAUGGGCCGUUUGACUCAAUAUCCUUCCCCAACCUCGAAUCCGUCCAAGGCGCAACCGAAAUCACCUCCUCCGGAUCUCUAAACUGCAACUCCCUCUCCCCCUCCGAAGACAACGACAACACCGACGUCUUCAACGGCUCCUUCUCCUGCUCAAAUUCCACAACCUCCCUCUCACCAGGCGCCAAAGCCGGCAUCGCCAUCGCCGUAAUAGUAGUCGUCGCUAUCCUCGCCGUCCUAAUAUGGCUUUACUGUCGGCGGAGAAAGCGUCGUCGUCUUGACGUUGCCGCAGUGGGAUCCUCUUCGCCUCUUCCUCGCUCGGUAUCUCCACCUGAUAACGAUAAUAAACCCCCCAGCGAUGUUGACGGCGACGUCGACGUCGAGAAGGAUGCUCCCUCGCCCAUUCCGCGCAAGCCGCUGUCGUUACCUUCUCCUCCUCCUCCUCCUCCUCCUCCUACCUCAGAGACACACAAUGAUAUACCCCGCUCGCUAAUACCCGGGAUGCCCAGGGUUGUGCCCCAGGCGCCGCCCAGUGAAACGGACGUGCCCAUGUUGGAUAGUGAACACGUGCAUGAGGUGUCUGCUGAGAGGGAUCGUGACCGUGAGGCGGGGCCGUUUGAGCUUGAGGCCCCUGUGCGGGGAUUGCAUAUGCGGGUGCUUGAGCCUCAGGUUGCUGCGUAG
This is a messenger RNA of Aspergillus campestris IBT 28561, 1107 nucleotides long. Its product is annotated as putative GPI-anchored cell wall protein Pst1. The record is from RefSeq and is a predicted model, not a curated record. Gene Ontology annotation, cellular component: plasma membrane; cell wall. Lineage: Eukaryota; Fungi; Ascomycota; Eurotiomycetes; Eurotiales; Aspergillaceae. The transcript is spliced from 3 exons. The coding region runs from base 1 to 1107 and encodes 368 amino acids.